Messenger RNA from Sciurus carolinensis (gray squirrel), 2197 nucleotides. RefSeq names its product INSC spindle orientation adaptor protein (gene Insc). Gene Ontology annotation, biological process: apical protein localization; regulation of asymmetric cell division; establishment of mitotic spindle orientation. NCBI's taxonomy places the organism in Eukaryota, Metazoa, Chordata, Mammalia, Rodentia, Sciuridae. Gene Ontology annotation, molecular function: cytoskeletal adaptor activity; protein binding. The record is from RefSeq and is a predicted model, not a curated record. The coding region runs from base 10 to 1749 and encodes 579 amino acids. Gene Ontology annotation, cellular component: apical cortex. The transcript is spliced from 13 exons.
ACUGGAGCCAUGAGGCGGCCCCCAGGGAAUGGAGAGGCGGCCAACAAGGGUCCAGGUGGCUGGGGCCUAUGGGGAUUCCAGGAGUCCAGGAGGCUGUGUUGUGCUGGUCCUGACGGUUGUGGGAAGGCCUUGCUGCAGAUUGGGAUCAACAUGAUGGCAUUACCUGGGGGCCGCCACCUGGACUCCAUUCCUCUUCCAGGGCAGCGGUUACACCUGAUGCAGGUGGACUCGGUUCAGCGCUGGAUGGAAGACCUCAAGCUCAUGACCGAGUGUGAGUGCAUGUGUGUACUGCAGGCGAAGCCCAUCAGCCUGGAGGAAGAUGCGCAGGGUGACCUCAUCCUGGCGGGCGGUCCCAGCCCCGGAGACCCCCUGCAGCUGCUGCUCAAGCGGGGCUGGGUUAUCAGCACCGAGCUGCGCAGGAUUGGGCAGAAGCUGGCCCAGGACCGCUGGGCGCGGGUACACAGCAUGAGCGUGCGUCUGACGUGCCACGCGCGCUCCAUGGUCAGCGAGUACAGCGCCUUCAGCAGGAGCUCCUCCCAGGAAAUGGGUCAGGUUGAGAAGCUGCUAAUGGAGAAAUGCUCAGAGCUGUCAGCAGUCACAGAGAGGUGCCUGCAGGUUGAGAAUGAGCAUGUCCUGAAGUCAAUGAAGGCCUGCGUGAGUGAGACCCUAAGCACGCUGGGCCAGCACUUUGGUCAGCUGCUGGAGCUGGCCCUGACACGGGAGGUACAGGCACUGGUGAGAAAAAUUGAUUCCUCGGACAAUGUCUACACCACAGAGUCUACCACAGGCAAUCUGUUCAGUCUGACCCAGGAGGGGGCUCCUUUGUGUCGCAUCAUAGCCAAGGAGGGUGGAGUCGUAGCACUCUUCAAGGUCUGCCGACAGGACAAUUUCCGGUGCUUGUAUCCCCAGGCGCUCCGCACCCUGGCCUCUAUCUGCUGCGUGGAAGAGGGUGUCCAUCAGCUGGAGAAGGUGGAUGGUGUUCUGUGCUUGGCCGACAUCCUGACUGACGACAGCCACUCAGAGGCCACGCGGGCUGAGGCUGCAGCUGUUGUGGCCCAAGUCACCUCCCCACAUCUGCCUUUUACCCAACAUCUCAGUAGCUUCCUGGAGAGCAUGGAGGAGAUCGUGACAGCUCUUGUCAAACUGUGCCAAGAGGCCUCGUCUGGGGAAGUCUUCCUACUGGCCUCUGCGGCCCUUGCCAACAUUACCUUCUUUGACACGAUGGCCUGUGAGAUGCUUCUGCAGCUGAAUGCCAUCCGAGUCCUCCUGGAGGCCUGUAGUGACAAACAGAGAGUGGACACGCCCUACACCCGGGACCAGAUUGUGACCAUCUUGGCAAACAUGUCUGUUCUGGAGCAGUGUGCUUCUGACAUUGUUCAGGAGAAUGGAGUCCAGCUCAUCAUGGGCAUGCUAUCAGAGAAGCCAAGGUCUGGGACGCCAGCUGAAGUGGCAGCCUGUGAGAGAGUACAGCAGAAAGCUGCAGUGACCCUGGCCCGUCUUAGCCGUGACCCAGAUGUGGCCCGGGAAGCCGUGCGGCUCAACUGUAUGUCACGUCUCAUCGAGCUCUGCAGAUCCCCAUCAGAGAGGAACAGCAGUGAUGCCGUGCUGGUGGCCUGCCUGGCUGCCCUGCGUCGGUUGGCUGGGGUCUGCCCCGAAGGCCUCCAGGACUCCGACUUCCAGCAGUUGGUCCAGCCCCGACUUGUGGACUCCUUUUUACUCUGCAGCAACAUGGAGGAGAGUUUUGUGUAGCCAGCGUUCCAGAGGAGAGGCAUUCACCCCAUCCUCACGCAGCUCCAAGUACACACCUGCGAACGCACCUGAGUACGUGACAGCUCUCCUCACCUCCUUAUUUAUACCUAAUUUAUUUUUUACAUGAAAUAGACGGAAGGCGAAACCUUCUAGCAACAUCAUCAAACAGUAGGUGGUCCUUGGGAAUUGGUUUUUGUUUUUAUCUUUUGACUUCUGUGGCUUUUAAGUUGCAGAUGUUGAAAUGCACAACAGCUAACGUGACAGAUUGUCAUGGGUGAUUCACUUUAUCUGUUUUCUCUGCUCUCGCUUUAUAAUCUUGCCUGAUUUUUUAAACUUUGGAACCGGAGUAUUUUAACUGCCCAGCAGUUUUGUUUGCUCUUUCUAAACAUUAAAAAUGAAUUUCACAUUUGGGCAGAAUAUACUGGAAAGAAAGUUUUCUUCUUUAAUA